Messenger RNA from Trichosurus vulpecula (common brushtail), 1131 nucleotides. It is a transcript of the gene AIMP1, whose product is annotated as aminoacyl tRNA synthetase complex interacting multifunctional protein 1. The record is from RefSeq and is a predicted model, not a curated record. Gene Ontology annotation, molecular function: tRNA binding. Lineage: Eukaryota; Metazoa; Chordata; Mammalia; Diprotodontia; Phalangeridae. The coding region runs from base 83 to 1036 and encodes 317 amino acids. The transcript is spliced from 7 exons.
CGCCCGUCGCGUUGUUUGUUCCUUCUCGGGGUUCUUCUGCCGGCGACGUCGGCGGCCGAGGCUGCUCGGCCUCGCAUGGUUCAUGAUUUUUUCCCGUUCCUGGAUAAAGAUGGCAGCCAAUAAAGCAAUUCUGAAUAGACUGGAACAAAAGGGUGCGGAGGCUGAUCAAGUUAUUGAAUACCUUAAGCAGCAAGUUGCUCUGCUGAAGGAGAAAGCAAUUUUACAGGCGACUCUCAGAGAAGAGAAGAAACUUCGUGUUGAAAAUGCUAAACUGAAGAAGGAAAUUGAAGGACUUAAACAGGAGCUCAUCCAGGCAGAAAUUCGCAAUGGAGUGAAGCAAGUACCAAUACCAUCUGGUCCAUCAGUUCAAACUAAUUCUACAUCCAUACCUUCUGAAAAUUUAAUACAGUCAGUAUCUGCUCCAGUCUUGCCUUCUGGUACCAAAGGAGAAGAAGAAAAGAAAAAGAAAGAAAAUAUGGAAAAAGGAGAGAAGAAGGAAAAGAAGCAAAAGCAGCCAGCAGCUGUAGCCCCUGACUCCAAACCAAUAGAUGUCUCUCUCCUGGAUCUGCGCAUUGGUUGUAUCAUCACUGCCAAAAAGCAUCCUGAUGCAGAUUCUUUGUAUGUUGAAGAGGUGGAUGUUGGAGAAAAAGUACCAAGAACGGUUGUCAGUGGCUUGGUGAAAUAUGUCCCCCUUGACCAGAUGCAGAAUCGGAUGGUGAUUUUGCUUUGUAAUCUGAAACCUGCAAAGAUGAGGGGAGUGGUAUCUCAAGCAAUGGUGAUGUGUGCCAGUUCACCAGAGAAGGUGGAAAUCUUGGAUCCUCCCAGUGGAUCUGUUCCUGGAGACAGAAUUACUUUUGAGGGAUUCUCUGGAGAGCCUGAGAAGGAACUGAAUCCCAAGAAGAAGAUGUGGGAGCAGAUCCAGCCUGAUCUUGUCACUAACGACCAGUGUGUUGCAACAUAUAAAGGAGUCCCCUUUGAGGUGAAAGGGAAGGGGGUCUGUAGGGCUCAGACCAUGUCCAAUAGUGGAAUUAAAUGAAGUGAAAAAAAUCUUUGGCAGUUGAGAUACUUUAAAGAAAUUUUGAUGGAAAGUACUGUAAGCACAAUAAAAAUAUAUAUUUCUUCCAUAACCUU